GCCGGAGCCGGCGGCGCGAGGCGGGCGGUCCCGGGACAGCGCAGCGCAGCGGAGCCGCGGCGGGGCCCCCUGCCCUGCCCGAGCCCGGCAUGAGCCCGCGGGGCGCCGGCGGCGGGGGGCUGUGGGCCGCCCCCUUGGCCGCGCUGCUGUCUCUGCCAGGUCUGGUGAGCUCUCUCGAAGUGUCAGUAAGUUCCAGGAGUAUCCAGGUUGCUCGAGGGCAGACAGUAAUCCUGCCCUGCACCUUUACCACUAGCGCUGCCCUCACAAACCUGAAUGUCAUCUGGAUGGUGAUCCCACUCUCCAAUGCCAACCAGCCUGAGCAGGUUAUUCUCUACCAAGGCGGACAGAUCUUUGGUGGUGCACCCCAGUUCUAUGGGCGAGUGGGAUUUGCAGUGACAAUGCCAACCACUAGUGCCUCCAUCUUCAUCAACAACACCCAGCUUUCGGACACUGGCACCUACCAGUGCUUGGUCAACAACCUUCCAGACCGAGGUGGCAGGAACAUUGGAGUGAUUGGACUCACUGUCUUGGUUCCUCCUUCUGCCCCGCUCUGCAGAAUUCAGGGCUCCCUGGAUGUCGGCAGUGAUAUCACCCUGACUUGCAGCUCAGAAGAAGGCAUCCCCCGGCCAACAUACCUCUGGGAGAAGAUGAACAACAUUCCCAAGCUGCCUCCGACAGCCACACAAGACCAAGUUCAGGGCACAGUCACCCUCCGAAAUAUCAGCACUGUGUCAUCAGGUCUUUACCAGUGCGUGGCUUCUAAUGCCAUUGGAACCAGCACCUGCCUUCUAGACCUGCAGGUCAUUGCCCCCCAUCCCCGGAGUAUGGGCCUGAUAGCUGGAGCUGUUGCCGCAGGAGCAGUGGUCCUCAUGAUCUGUAUUGUCUUGGUGGCUGUGGCACUGUUUUAUUGGAAGAACAAACACAAGGAGGAAGAAGAGGAAGAGAUUCCCAAUGAAAUAAGGGAGGAUGACCUGCCACCCAAAUGUUCUUCAACCACAAAAGCGUUCCAUGCUGAUGCAUCCUCUUCAGAGAAUGACACGCUCACCUCAUCCAACACCUACAACAGCCGAUACUGGAAUGAUCCAAAAGCCAACCAUGCCACGGACUCUUUCACCCGCUUCAGCAACAGCAACGAUGUACGCCAGUCCUUCUCCCGUUCUGGAAGCACCAACGUCCGCCCUGUCUAUGCCAAUGGAGGUCACCCCUCUCCAGCUCCAACCAAGACACUGGUGGUGACAGCCAACACGGCACCAUCCCCACAAGAAAUGGCCAGGAGCAAUGGCUCAGUCAGCAGGAAGCAGAGGCCUCAGCAUACGCACUCUUAUGCCGUGAGCCAGGCAACGCUAGAGCGGAUAGGGGCUGUGCCAGUCAUGGUGCCGGCUCAGAGCCGAGCAGGUUCCCUGGUGUAGGAUAUGAGGGUGGGUGUCAGGAAAGCAAGAAACUACUGUAUCAGGUGGGGCCAAGAUCUGGCCAAGAGACCCUCCUCCUCCCUGAAAUGCAAUGAAGGGGGAAGCUCACCUCUCCCUGGUAGCCUCCCCUCUGCCCACUAGACUGUGUAACUUGUCAGUGUGAUGGCCCCUUCCUCACCACUCUGCCCUGGGGCAUGGAUGCUCCUCCAUGCCGGUGGAUCUCACAGAUGUGCCAAGGCCAUGGGGAGGGCCCCAUGGGGUGUCAGCACAGUCACCCGGAUUGCCAGACCCUCGUUGCAAUGCACUUUGGUCUCUAAUCUCUGCCCGAUGUGGGGUUCGGGAGGGUUUAUUUUUUUUCCGUUUUGCUAUUUUAUUUUCAAGAGGACGACAGGCUAGGCAGGGGUCUAUGAGGAGAGCAAGGGAAGGCAGGGGCUUCAGAGGGAGGACACAUCAGCCCUGGAUAGCAUGCCCUCACACCUGCCAUCAGCCUCAGAGGAGAUGGUGGAACCAGGGUGACGACUGAAGAGAACAUGGGCCAUAACAGAUCAAUUGUGAAAGGACAAGGCAGAGACAAAACCACCCACCAGGCCAAGGGGGCGGUGCCAGGGAAUGGCCUUGGAAGUCUUUUUUAAUGAAUUUAUCUCCCUUUCCUCCCUACCCCUUGUCUCCUUCACACUGGACAUUUUCCUGCACUAGCUCGGGAUGCUUCCAGAGCCUCCUUCACCUCCAUGGAAACCACCUCCCUCUAGGCAACUUUCCCUCAGAAGCUGCUUGGAAAGAGGACAUGCUAUGACUGUGGGAUGUUUUUCUUUUUCUUUUCUAGCAGCAUAGGAUUGGGUGGGGUGGGGGAGCAGCAGGCAGCGCCCGAGAAGCUGGCCUUGAAGCUCCCAGUGCUGGUGGGCUGUUCUGUUUGUGGGCACGUGGCUUCAAAUCUCAGAGCUGGGCUUUGCUUUGGCAUUUGCAUGGCAGGUUCUCCCUACAGGGUUGUUUGGGGCUGGCCUGCAUGGCCGCAGCACAGUUUGUGUUAUGCGCAGGGCCCUCAUGUUGAGGCUCCAUAUUUAUUCCUCCCUUACAGGGUAGAGGGUUGGUUUUUAAAGACCUUUCCUUAGAAGGAGUGAAAUCAGGGGCCUAGCAGCCAUGAGGCAUUUGUACUGUCUUUCUGACUCCCACCAGGUGCUCUGGCCAGGUCUCUGUGGCACCUCACACUGGCGGAUGCAUACAGGGCUUGGAUGCCUCUGUGCUGCAACUGCUCACAUACAGCCAGGUUUUUCUCUUGCAACUAAAUAGCCUUAAUCAAAGCUGAGGGUCCAAACUGUUUAAAGGACCUGAUGCCACAAAGGGGCCGGAGUCUGAGGGGCUGGGUCCCAAAACCUCAAGGAGGCUGGUCCGAGUAGCUCCAACUCAGUGGUUGCGUGCGCUUCAUUCAUAUAUGUUCACUCAAGGGGAAUGCCUCCCUCAGAGCUUCCCUUUCCAUUUGGGAAGGGGGAAGGUGGUCCUCACCCCUGAACCCUCUGUGGAAAAGGUGUGGCUGGAAAUCAAUCAUCAACAUCCUUUUAUCCUCCCCAGCAAUGCUUUACCUUCCAUCCCAGCACAGACCCUGCUGGGGGGAAAGGCUUUCUGUCCAGACUGCACCUUUCCUGUCCACGCAGACACGGUGGGGUGAGUCUCCUGGAACGUCUCUUCCAGGAGGAACAUGGAUGUUGUGGGGAGGGCCUCACUGGUUUGAAGCUUGGCUGAGAUUCUGUGCCUUCUUUGCUUAAAAUAGCCGUACAUCCCCACUCCCCUCACAUGCAACUCAGUCCUCAGAGAAUGCAAAUCUCCCAGCGUACCAGGCAGGUGGUGGCCAUGUUUAAUACAUCUUUCACAGAGAGCAGUCUCUUUCCUCAUGCACCGUCUGUCUCUCCCAUCAUGGCUUGGAAGGAGGGAAGCGGAUUGCAAAACCCUAUGUUGAAAAUAGGCCAACAAAUUCUCUCUGCUUUUUUUAACAGCUCCUCCAUGACACUUAAAGGGAUGCUGUCCCUGGCAGCCCCUAGCCAGGGCUGAGGCAGCUCUUCCGAUUAUACUCAUUAUGAGACUGUUUGCUCCCUUUCUUUGUUCUUUCUAAUUGUGUAAAAUUCAAUAAAACUUUAUUCAUAUAAAAGGA
Molecule: messenger RNA, 3552 nt
Organism: Alligator mississippiensis (American alligator)
Lineage: Eukaryota; Metazoa; Chordata; Crocodylia; Alligatoridae
Gene: IGSF11
Product: immunoglobulin superfamily member 11
Exons: 7
Coding region: 90-1409 (439 amino acids)
Biological process (GO): homophilic cell-cell adhesion
Cellular component (GO): cell-cell junction
Molecular function (GO): ionotropic glutamate receptor binding
Source: RefSeq, a predicted model, not a curated record